UUGUCUUCUAGCCCACGGUCACGUGUCUCUGUACCUUCUCCCACAUUGUCUGUCUGUCUCCUUCAUCCCGCCUCCCUCCCUUUCUCUCGCCCCCUCGCUUGCCCGACACUCUCAUCUCCCAAGCCCGUCUCCCUCACACACACGCGGCGUCCUCCCCUCUCACACAUCUCUCCUCCUUCCUCUUCCCUCAUCUGCUGGCACAUCUCACCUUUUGCAUCGCGCUCCCCCAACCCAGCCACCUCCGCCCGCCUCCGACUCCCCCCCCCCCCCCAUCCGCCCCCCCCCCCCAUCUCCCAACACUCGUGCAUGUGCCGAUUGUCAGACGGAGCGCAGAGCAACAGUCACCUCACGGUUUGCUGGCACCAUCCGGCUUCUCGACACCGAGCGCAGCUGAGGAAGAGGACGCGGCCAUGGAGCACAGCCACAUCUUCCCCGUUGCCGCCCCCAACGAGAGCGGUCGCAGCGUCGGGCAGCAUCCCUCGGAGGGGUGUCCCCUCGGACCGCUGCCCGUCAUCUACUACAGCGUCUUGCUGUGUCUCGGCCUGCCGGCCAACAUCCUGACAGUGGUCAUCUUGUCCCAGCUGGUGCUGCGUCGUCAGAAGUCGUCGUACAAUUAUCUCCUGGCGUUGGCGGCCGCUGAUAUCACGGUCCUCCUCCUCAUUGUUUUUGUGGACUUCAUCCUGGAAGAUUUUAUUCUGGCUAUGCCACUGCCGCCGUCGCUCAACAGCGCAGUGCAGGUGUUGGAAUUCUGCUCCAUCCAUACGUCCAUCUGGAUCACUGUGCCCCUCACUGUCGACCGCUACAUUGCCGUUUGCCACCCGCUGCGCUACCACACUGUCUCCUACCCGGCACGCACGCGCAGGGUGAUAUUGGCCGUCUACCUCGGGUGCCUGCUCUCGGCCGCUCCAUACUACUGGUGGCCCGAGCUGUGGCACGGCUCGCUCGCUGCGGCCGAUGAGGGCGGCCCAGAGCGUAGCGGUCCAACUGUCGCCCAGCACGUCCUGGUGUGGGCCCACUGUGCCACCAUCUACCUCCUCCCCUGCGCCGUCUUCUUCAGCCUCAAUGCCGUCAUAGUGAGCAAGCUGCGCCGCCGCCGCAGCUGCUUCCGCAUGCGCGGCUACUCCACUGGCAAGACCACGGCCAUCCUGCUGGCCAUCACCUCUGUUUUUGCCGUGCUCUGGGCGCCCCGCACCUUCCUGAUCCUCUACCACUUCUACUCGCCGCCGCCGGCCUCGCUGGAUGCCGGGCGCCUGCUGCAUGCAUUGACCGACUUUGCCAACAUGCUGGCGUUGCUCAACACGGGCGUCAACUUCUUCCUCUACUGCUUUAUCAGUAAGCGUUUCCGGGCCAUGGCGGCCAACGUGCUUCACGCGCUGCUCCGUUGCCGCAAGCAGCCGCAGCCGUUCUACGCCAGCCACAAUUUCUCCAUCACCAGCAGUCCAUGGAUUUCACCGGCAAACUCCCACUGCAUCAAAAUGUUGGUGUACCAGUACGACAAAAAUGGAAAGCCUAUUUGCAUUUCCUCCUGAGGGCUCAGUGGAGGGUGCUUCGGGGCUUUCUCACUCUUGCCUGCACAGGACGCUUUGGGAAAAGGUCAGCUUGCACGGCAGGAACAGCAGUGACGCUUGAGCUAGCUAUGAGCCAAAACAAAGCGUCUAGACAAAAUAGCUUGUGUUUGAAGCAACGAUGUUGGAACCAGCAUCUCUUUGCAAAAAAUACGUACAUUCUCCAGACUCUUGCUCUAGACCACGGACCGAUAUCCUAUGCCCGUGAAUCGUAGCGGCCCCAUGGGAGGCAUCACAGGCUUGGCCGCAAUGAGUUCGCCGCUCGGUGCGCUACGCCAGGAGUCCCCAAUCCCCGGUACUGGUCCGUGGGUCACUUGGUACCGGGCCGCCAAGCCGUACAGGAAAAAAAAAACAU
Messenger RNA from Syngnathus acus (greater pipefish), 1920 nucleotides. RefSeq names its product G protein-coupled receptor 139 (gene gpr139). NCBI's taxonomy places the organism in Eukaryota, Metazoa, Chordata, Actinopteri, Syngnathiformes, Syngnathidae. Gene Ontology annotation, biological process: G protein-coupled receptor signaling pathway. Gene Ontology annotation, cellular component: membrane. The transcript has 2 exons. The record is from RefSeq and is a predicted model, not a curated record. Bases 411 to 1529 code for a protein of 372 amino acids. Gene Ontology annotation, molecular function: neuropeptide receptor activity.